UCAUCCCACCUUGCAUAUAUAUCUGUUCCUGUAUCUUGCACUUUUUCCCAACACCAUCUACAAAUUUCUUCUUGACUUUUUCCUCCAUAGUUUCCCACUCAAAUCCUGUUAUAUCACAAGAAAAUGAACAAGGAAAAUUCAAAAGAGAAUAUUUAUUUUCCCCAAACAUCCAAAACACAUUUAUAGAUGAACAGCCCUAAGUUCUCUUGCAUGCCAAAACAGUUUGAAGUUGAAAGAAAAACAACCCUUUAUUCUUUUUGAAGUUCUCUUGAUGACAAUAGAGGCUGUAGAUCCGGCAGAGCAAAGGAGAUCAAGUAGGGUUGAACAUAAUGUUGAUGAGGUUAUUAAGAAGAAGAAGAAGAAGAAGAGGAAGAGAUGCAAAAGAAAGGUGAGCAUUCAAGUGAAGAGGCCUGUGAAAAUGGUUUCAAGGACACUGCAGAGGCUAAUAGAUUUAUGCCAACAAGUUUUCAAGGGUCCUGGCACUGUUCCUUCACCCAGUGAUGUCCGAAGAUUGCGCCACAUUCUUGAUUUUAUGGAGCCAGAAGAUGUGGGGCUGAGUAGGGAUCUGCAAUUUUUUCAACCCAAGAGUGUAGUCGUUAAAGAGAAUCGCAGAGUUUCAUAUGCUACUAUCUACAAAUGCCAUAAUUUCUCUCUUUGCAUUUUCUUUCUCCCUGCAACUGCUGUCAUACCUCUCCAUAAUCACCCCGGGAUGACUGUCUUCAGCAAGCUUCUGCUCGGAACUAUGCACAUUAAAUCAUAUGAUUGGGCCGAUACUCAAUAUUCUGAUAAUUACGAUUCACCUUCUAAAUUGAAACUGGCAAGGCUGAAAACCAACAGAUGCUUCAGAGCACCAUGUGAGACUUCUGUAUUAUAUCCAACAUCAGGAGGAAAUAUCCAUGAAUUUACUGCUGUAACACCAUGUGCUGUUCUUGAUGUUCUUGGACCUCCCUACUCUAAAGAUGAUGGCCGGGAUUGCACAUAUUACAGAGAGAAUCUAUAUGGUACUUUGUCAAAUAGAGAAGAAUUUACCAAAACGGAAGAUGAUGGGAAUCUUUAUGGAUGGUUUGAAGAGAUUGAAAUGCCCCAAGAAUCAGAAAUGGAAGGAAUUCCGUACUUGGGUCCACAAAUUGAUGAAUCCAUUUCCUAGCACGUUCCUUUUCUUCACAUAAAAGGAUACUGCCUACCCAGUUGGCUUAAGGCUCUCUUUAUCUUUAAUUUCUACACUAUCUAUUUCUUUUAACUGGUUUCAUUUUCCACUUUCUUGUACAUAUUGGACAGUAUCAAAACUAUAGCUUGGUGUAUAUCAUGUUUUGAUACUCCCAAUUUAGACUGCCAUUCAUAGUUUUUUUCGAAUCA
This is a messenger RNA of Olea europaea var. sylvestris, 1356 nucleotides long. Its product is annotated as plant cysteine oxidase 2-like. The record is from RefSeq and is a predicted model, not a curated record. NCBI's taxonomy places the organism in Eukaryota, Viridiplantae, Streptophyta, Magnoliopsida, Lamiales, Oleaceae. Gene Ontology annotation, molecular function: oxidoreductase activity, acting on single donors with incorporation of molecular oxygen, incorporation of two atoms of oxygen. The transcript has 5 exons. The coding region runs from base 272 to 1147 and encodes 291 amino acids.